This is a messenger RNA of Akanthomyces muscarius, 429 nucleotides long. RefSeq lists its product as uncharacterized. Gene Ontology annotation, cellular component: actin cortical patch. NCBI's taxonomy places the organism in Eukaryota, Fungi, Ascomycota, Sordariomycetes, Hypocreales, Cordycipitaceae. Bases 1 to 429 code for a protein of 142 amino acids. Gene Ontology annotation, molecular function: actin binding; Arp2/3 complex binding. The transcript has 4 exons. The record is from RefSeq and is a predicted model, not a curated record. Gene Ontology annotation, biological process: negative regulation of Arp2/3 complex-mediated actin nucleation; actin filament debranching.
AUGGCGUCCGAAUCUAGACUUUAUACAUUCUCUGGCGAGACCAAGGAGCAUCUUCGCAAGUUCCGCUUGUCGACCUCCCGUGCCAAAGACCCCCAGGCCGUCAUAUACUUGGUCGACAAGAGCACUCACGAAAUUCGCCAGGACGACGACAAGACAGUAUACAGCACGCUAGAGGAGAUUGGUGAUGAUCUUCCCGAUCAUUCGCCUCGCUUUGUGCUUCUUAGCUAUCCCCUGACCCUCAGCGAUGGCCGAGCCUCUGUGCCCUACGUCCUCCUGUACUAUCUCCCCGAUACCUGCAAUGCAGAGAUGAGAAUGAUCUAUGCUGGCGCCAAGGAGCUUAUGCGAAGCACCAGCGAGGCAGGUCGCGUAAUUGACAUUGAAUGCGUCGAAGAUCUCGAAGAUCUACCGAAGAUACUUGCGUCUGAUUAA